This is a messenger RNA of Acipenser ruthenus (sterlet), 6309 nucleotides long. RefSeq names its product cylindromatosis (turban tumor syndrome), a (gene cyld). Gene Ontology annotation, cellular component: cytosol. The coding region runs from base 487 to 3366 and encodes 959 amino acids. Gene Ontology annotation, biological process: regulation of mitotic cell cycle; necroptotic process; positive regulation of extrinsic apoptotic signaling pathway. The transcript has 17 exons. The record is from RefSeq and is a predicted model, not a curated record. Gene Ontology annotation, molecular function: K63-linked deubiquitinase activity; cysteine-type deubiquitinase activity. Lineage: Eukaryota; Metazoa; Chordata; Actinopteri; Acipenseriformes; Acipenseridae.
UCAUGUGCCAGGAUAGGCGGUGCUAAAGGCAGAUUAACUUUGUUCCUCUUGUAAAUAAUCUUACAAGGAGCUUUUAACGAUACAACAGGCUGCUGGGUGUAUUUUUAGAAUUAGCUUUUUUUUUUUUUAUCUCCACGGUCUGGUGUUUUUUAAAAAAAGAUGUCGCGAUUGGUUUUCUCUAGGAGCCUAUCGUUGACAACACGAAGAACCAAAACAGCGGUAUAUUAUUAUAUUCGCGUAAACGUUUGUGCUGUAAAUGGGAGUCCGAAGGUAGUGUGUUGACUGACUGUGAUGUGAAGACACAGGUUAUUAAGGACUUGAUGGACUACAGAGAUGACCAGUCAAUGCAGAAGCAUUAAAAGACAAGAACAUGCAGAAAAUUGAACAUCUCAAAGGAAUAUCCCCAUGAUUCUUGUAUUUGUAUGUUCCUAUAAUGCAUGGGCCCUUUCUAAUAUGCAGAAGCUCAUGUUUUAAUCUGGUGUCAUAAUGAGUUCGGUCUUAUGGAGUCAAGACAAGAUGAACACAGCCUUCCGGGAGGAUCCUCGCUACUACAUACUGGUGCAGGAAUGCAUGGUGGAGAAGCCGCCUCAGAAGUACUUGAAGAUCCCCAGGGGGAGCAUAGGACAGUCGUGCCAAGAGCGUUCAUCCCUGGGCCGCCCCAUUCCAGCCAACAAAGGCAAGAAGAGUUUGAGGAUCCUGGAGCAGCCCAGCGUGGUCCUCAGCUUCGAUGAGAAGGACAUUGCUGACAUUGAUGAGAAGCUUUCUGAGUUGCUGUUGGCGAUUACGAACUGUGAAGAGCGCUACUGCCUCUUCAAGAACAAGCCCAGGCUUGAACAGCUACGGGAAAUAGACUGUGGUUCAAAAGUCCGAGUUCAGCUCCGGUCUGGGGAUGACAAACUGCCAGGGGUGGUGAGGUUCAAAGGGCCUCUGAUGCCUGAACGGACACUAUCAGGAAUCUGGUUUGGGGUAGAGUUAUUGGAGGAAGGGAGGGGCCACGGCUUUACCGAUGGCUCCUACCAAGGCAAGCAGCUCUUCCGCUGCGAGGAUGAGUGUGGGGUCUUCGUGGCCCUGGACAAGCUGGAGCUGUGGGAGGAGGAGGAGGAGGAGGAGGAGGAAGAGGAGGAGGAAGAUGAAGAAGAAGACGACCUGGAGACGGACCAUUCUGCACUGGUGGACCCCCGAGACAGUGACUGGAGAGCAGUGCCACUGGAGAUCAACUCCAGAGUGAUCGUGAAGCACGGAGAGGGAGUGGAGCACGGGACUGUCAUAUUCUGUGACCUUCUGCCUGGGAAUGAAGCUUUAGGCUUCUAUGUUGGAGUGGACAUGGACAAGCCUAUCGGUGACUGGGAUGGAGUGAUAAAUAAUAAACUGCUGUGUAGUUUCGCAAGCGUAGAACACACUCGUCUUGUGCAUAUUGCUGAUGUGAUACCAGAGUUCCCCAUGCAGGACCAGAGACUCCAGAAGCACAUCUUUGCAUCAAGAGGGGUAGGAGAGAAGAGCUUGUCCAAUCAGAGCAAGCCCAAAUCUAAAGGAAUUACUUCCCAGUCUGGAAGUAGAAGCAGAUCUGCAUUUUAUUACACUUUAAAUGGCAGCACUAUUGAUCACCAGCCCCAAUCCAAAUCAAAAAGCACAUGGUACAUUGAUGAAGUUGGAGAAGAUCCUGCAAAGUCCCUCCUGGACACCUCCUCUGGGUUCAGCCAGACCUCUCCUCCCUCCCGGGCUCCCCCCACUCCAUCACUGUCCGGCGAGAGCAAGUUCCACUCGCUGCCCUUCAACCUGACCAACAAGAGUGGCCCCAACGGCAGCGUCAGCCCCACGCCGCUCUCCCUUUCCGUGCAGUCUGUCAUCGGGGAUGUCCACGAGCCCCCAGCCCUCGCAGUGCCUCUCCGGAACCAUUACGGCCUGGAGGUGGGGUCCCUGGUGGAGGUGAAGGAGAACCCACCUCUCUACGGAGUGAUCCGCUGGGUGGGGCAGCCCCCUGGGCUCACCGAGCCAUUAGCUGGACUGGAACUGGAGGACGAAUGUGCUGGCUGUACAGACGGCACCUUCAAGGGCAUGCGCUACUUCACCUGUGCGCCAAAGAAAGCUCUGUUCGUCAAACUGAAGAGCUGCAGGCCAGACUCCAGAUUCCCAUCUCCACACCACUCCUCCAACCAGAUUGAGCGCUGCAAUUCAAUAGCAUUCGGGGGCUACCUGAGUGAGGUGGUGGAGCAGAACACCGCUCCCAAAAUGGACAUGGAGGGGCUGGAGGUCAUGGUGGGGAAGAAGAAAGGAAUCCAGGGGCAUUACAACUCUUGUUACCUGGACUCCACUUUAUUCUGCCUGUUUUCCUUCAGCUCCGUCCUCGACACAGUGCUGCUGAGACCGAGAGGUAGAAGUGACGUGGAGUACUAUAGAGAGACUCAGGAUCUGCUGCGGACCGAGAUUGUGAACCCUCUGCGCAUAUUUGGAUACGUGUGCGCUACGAAAAUAAUGAAACUUCGGAGAAUACUUGAGAAAGUUGAAGCUGCUUCUGGAUUCACCUCCGAGGAGAAAGAUCCAGAAGAAUUUCUGAACAUACUCUUCCAUCAUAUUUUACGAGUGGAUCCAUUGCUGAAAGUUCGGUCAAUGGGACAGAAAGUCCAAGAUUGUUACUGUUACCAAAUCUUCAUGGAUAAAAAUGAAAAGGUUGGCGUCCCAACUAGCCAGCAGUUGCUGGAGUGGUCCUUUAUUAACAGUGACUUGAAGUUUGCAGAGGCUCCAUCCUGCCUUAUUAUCCAAAUGCCUCGGUUUGGAAAAGAUUUCAAGAUGUUCAACAAAAUCUUUCCUUCUCUGGAAGUGGACAUCACUGAUUUACUCGAAGACACUCCCAGGGAGUGCCGUAUCUGCGGUGGACUGGCCCUGUACGAAUGCAGGGAGUGCUACGAGGAUGCAGAUAUCGCAGCUGGGAAAAUCAAGCAGUUCUGUGAAAAAUGCAACACACAAGUGCAUCUCCACCACAGGAGAAAAGGGCACCAGUUGGGCAAGCUGUCCCUCCCGAAGGAGCUGGCGGACUGUGCCUGGAGGCAGGGCAGAUUCCCCAGGCAGAGGAUGGAGCUCUUCGCGGUGCUCUGUAUAGAGACCAGUCACUACGUGGCGUUCGUCAAGUACGGCCCGGGGGAAGCGGCCUGGCUCUUCUUUGACAGCAUGGCAGACCGGGACGGAGGACAGAAUGGCUUCAAUAUCCCGCAGGUCACGCCCUGUCCAGAGGUCGGCGCAUACCUCAAGAUGACCCCUGAAGAGCUCCACGCGCUGGACCCCAAGAGUAUUCAAGGCUUUGCACGGAGACUGCUGUGUGACGCGUACAUGUACAUGUACCAGAGUCCGACCAUGAGUUUAUACAAGUGAAAUGAUUGGACCUGAUCAUGAGGAGUGCUAAACCAAGCAGUCUUGAGUUGUUCUGUUGACACGUUUUUUCCACUGCGAGUCUGUCCUACUCCAUUCCACAUAAUGGAUGGACAAAGGGAACUUGCUUACACAUUUCUGAAGAGUAUAGUAGUACAUGCAUGAAAGCAUCAAUGAGCAGCUUUUAUUGCUUAAUUAUGUUGCUCAGGCACAUAUAUAAUAUAGUGUGUGGCAAUGACAAAGGUAAUAAAGACUUCCACUAAACUACUUGAAGGAAGAUUUAAAAAAAGGGUUCUUUUACCAUGUCCUGUCUCUCGCAAGAUCAGUAAUCGAUGUAGGUGGGUUAAACUACAAGGUAACCCUGCACCCUUUAUUUAACGAUGUUUGCCGCUGCAUUUUUUUAUUUACUUCUCUUGAGUUGUGUUCAGAUGCUGUAUGCUCAGUGCCACUUAAGUACUAAAAGAAGAUACUCUACAAAACGAGAACAUACUCUCAAAUCAAGAAAUGAUAGAAGUAUGUGAAAGUAAAUAAUGUUAAACUGAAUGAAUAGCUUUAACAUACACCAGGUCUGAGGUCAGAUGGCAGAGGAACUGGAGCCAGCAUUUUGUACGAUAGAUUACAUGAUUGUCCAAUUCUAAAAGCAUUUAUUGGGCACCUUUAUAUUGGAUGGGUCAGAAGUCAUGCACCACAGUGUGGUUUAGCUGGUGUAAAAUGUUUCUGUAUUGAUCACCGUUUGUCUAAGAUUAUUAAGACAGGUUUUGGCAUGACUUUUAGUAUAAAUGACAUUUCGCCCCUGCGCAAAUGGAGUGCUUUCUUUCACAUUUUUAUAUUUCUGUCUUGUAAGUGAUGAUAUAUCUUCAGGUGUAUGGGAUGACAGAACAGUAACACUGACAGAUGCACCUGGUUUUUUGUCAUUUCUUAUUAAGGUCUCUUCAUAUCCUUUCAGUGAGUGACCCUAGCUAAACUUAAUAUGUGAUAUUUCAGUUUUUUGGGUUUUUUUUUUUUUUUGCGUUGCCCAGGGGGCAUUGAUUUGGAUGCAGUGUAAGACGAUUGGGUUGCUUUCUGUUUUUCUAAACUAACACAGUCUGCUUGAGCAACAUUGGUUUUUAGCAACAGGUUUGUGUGUGCGACUUGUCAAAAACGAUCAGUUGUGCACCUGCUUUGCCCGCUUUUAGUCUGUUCUGAACACUGAAAAGCAAAGGCACUUGGCUUGAAAUUGAAUUCGAUAAAUAACCUAGCCCAGUGAUAGAUAGAUAGAUAGAUCUGCACUGUAGUGCCAAGAAUGAAAAUGCCUGUAGACAAUGAUUUGGCUAUUGCAGCAUUCAGUAUGGAUCAAGGACCCAGUUAAGAUGCUACUUUAACAAGAAUGGAAUAUUGAUGCAGUGAGAGCAGAAAGUAGGCAGCUUCAUUAAUGUACAUAAAAAGCAAACGACCUUGAUGAACAGAAUGAGAAAAUAGGUAAAACCAAGACUUGCCCAUUUCAAAAUAGAAACUUUAAAAUAAACGGCAACACAUUUUAGCUUACCUUUAGUAAUGCAUCUUCAGAUACAAGACCCGCUGAAAGGCCGUGACCUGUGGUUUAAAAAUAGAAAAGAAGCCUUGUUAAAAGUACUCUGCAUAACAGACUAUAUAACUUAAGCAGUAAGUAAAUGCUUUUUAAACCAGAGAUGUGCUUAACUCAUAAAUAUUACCAGCUCUUGGUCAAGAACACUCCAUUCAGAGCUGCUCUGAAUUGGUGUUCCUGCUGCCUGUAAUGUGCUGUCAUUGUGUUAACCAAUUGUGCAAAUGAUUGUGUGGCAUUUUCUCCAUCUGUAAAUAUGAAAUGUCUUGGGUUAUCCAGAAGCAGCCUUAAUGCAUUUGAAAGGGAAACAGAAGAGUGUUUCCUGUGUAUCUGUAAAGAAUGUAUAUUGUUUACUGUAUGUAACUCUUGUGUUACUCAGAGGUGUUUUCUUUGAUGUUCACUUAAUAAUGAAUUAAAUACUGUUUUUGGAGGAAGAUCGGAGAGAGAGGACUGUCCUAGAAUACUUGACAGGAUGAAUGUCCUUUAUUCAGUAAACCAGACAGACUUGACUUUUUGUCCACAACUUAUAGGGUCAAGGUCAGACCUUGGUGAAAAAUGCAGACUUGCUUACAACAGUUUGUACAAGUCUCCUGGAACAGAUAGCAAACUGUCCCAAGGCAGCAGUCGUACCUCUUAAACGACACAGAGAAUCUUUAAGAGGAACCAAACGCAGAAGUUGAAUGGGCUACGCAACUGUGCAUUCGUUUUUCAUGUUUUGUGGAUGUGAGGUUGGAUUUGACAUGCUAUUUCAGUGUGUACUUUGAGAAUACCACACUACAUUAUUUGAUUAAUAAUAAAACCUAUCCCUUAAUCACAGAUCCAGCCAACCUGCAAAAGGAGUUCAGCCUGUGAACUUUCAUACACCAAGAAGCUGUGUACAUCCAUCACGUUCAUAGUGUGGGAGGUAUUUUCUUGGCUUUUAUACUGAAAAACAGAGAGCUGGGUCACAAAGUGCUGUUUUUUGUUUUUUAAUUAGCUUUUUGUAUGAUUGUUAUUGACUCCUGUGCUGGAUGAGUAAGCCCACUUGUUCACAAUGAGCAGCUCUCAUUCUUGCAGGUCUGCUGGUAUUCAAGUUCUAAUGCUCCCCUGAUGCUUUGCCUUGUGACCGUACUGUCUAUUCAAACUGGACUACUACAAAGAGGUUUGCCUUGAACACAUCACACUGUUUAAAAACUAGACUGUGGUUGUGACUGAGUGCUGCAGUGGGAACUAGUCAGCUUUGUGAAAGGGCCCUGUUUAGUACAGUAGCUGCGUACCGCAGAGCUAACAAAAAACAACGGGAUAUGUGCAAAAUGAAAUUAUAAAGUUGUGCUGAAAAUGUUUUUGACUGGAGAUUAUAUAUCUCAAAAUAGGCUAUUCUUAAUAAAUGUAUUUAUUAAACACAA